AGGGCGAUGCUCGGCUGUUCACCAGACGUCUACGUUCGUCUGCUAGAACUGUCGUCUGUUUAUGGGAGCUAGUCAUAGGAUCAAGAACUUUACCCGAAUCUGCUAAAAAAGCGAAGUAACAUGGCGUUUUCCAAAGUUUCUCAUGUCAUAUUCGACAUGGAUGGCCUGCUGUUAGACACUGAAAAAAUUUACAAGAAAACCAUUGGAGAUGUGUUGGCUAAGUAUGGCAAAGACUACACUUGGGAACUUAGAGACAUGGUGAUGGGUACAGUCGAACAGGACACUGCAAAGAUCCUUGUGAAUGAAUUGAAUCUUCCCAUCACUGAUACGGAGUUUAGGGCAGAAUGCAAGGCAAGCCAAAAGGAUAGUCUCAGACAAGCAGAAUUUAUGCCAGGUGCUGUGAGGCUGGUUCGUCACUUGAGUAAACAUGGUAUACCUAUCGCUGUUGCUACCAGCAGUGGGUCUGAAAGUGUUCAAUGGAAAACGUCACAACCAGAAAACAAAGAAGUAUUUUCACUGUUCCAUCAUGUUGUGAUGGGAAGCUCAGAUGAGGAAGUGAAGAACGGAAAACCAGCUCCAGAUAUUUUCCUUGUAUGUGCUUCACGUUUCCCUGAUAAACCAGCACCAGAGAAGUGCCUUGUGCUAGAAGAUGCCCCGAAUGGAGUUCUUGGGGCUCGUUGUGCUGGUAUGCAAGUUGUGAUGGUGCCAGAUGAUCAUGUCCCUGAAGAGAAGAAGAAGGCGGCUACUCUUGUCGUAAAAUCAUUAUUGGAUUUUAAACCAGAGCUCUUUGGUCUCCCAGCGUUUGAAAACUAAAUUGGCAGCUUUUGACAUGGGUAGUUUGGCAAGAAACUUUGUACUUGUUUAAAUUUCACAUUUAGUUUUCUCUCCCCAAAAGGCGUCCAUGUCUUUGUUUCAAAGCACUAUCUUAUCUGUAAAUUUGAUCUUAUUUUUCUAUGGUUUUGUUUUUAGUAUUUUUUUGAAAUAGGAACUUUUAUUUAAGGUCUCUUAAAAAUUACAGGCUUUGUCUUGCCAACAAAGCGGUGUCUAUAUGUGUUAAUGGUCUUGUUCAGUUAUGAUGAUCUAGUGUCUAUUUUGGUUACUCCUAAAUUGCAGUUAAUUGAAAAAACCUGCUUAUCUUUAAGCUUGCACAACCUCAAUGCACAAACAGAAAAGGAAAAAAAAACCAUUCCACCUUUUGAAAAAAGAAAAAAAAACAAUUAGACUCCUGCCUAGGGUUAUAAGUUUUAAUGGCUUGCAGUUUUUGUUAAAUGUGAGAGGGACUAUACCCUUCUCCCUUUUCCCUUUGUGCUCAGAACAAAAUUGUAGGCCAUCCGUUAAUGAACGUAGAUGUCAUUACACAAUGGCAAAGAGAGCUGUACUUAAUAGUGCCAAUGGAUCUGAGGAUUGUAGUCCUGGACUCUACCAAGGAUCAGCUUGAAUUGUUCCUUGUCAUAGAGGAUUUUCUUAAAUAUUUUGCACUUAGAAACAGAAACAUUUCCCUCCUUUAAAAGUUCUUUCAAACAAAAUUUUUACUUUAAGGAAGUUAUGUCUGUUGUAUUCGAAUGAAUAUGGACAUAAUGUUGAAAUUUUUUUACAAUGUCGUGUAGAAUAUCUGGUCAUUGCGUGCCCUUUCAGUGGAGAUUAUUUUGUUUAUGAAGCACAGGGUCGUCUGUUAAGAAAUUUUCUGUUUAUUUGAUCUCUUAAGUUGUACAUUCUGAGCACAUGUGUUCUCAAUUGAGGUGCUUGAAAGAGAAAUAUAGGGUGUGAGGAACAAAUAUCAUUGCAUAUAAGUAUCUUUUCAUAUAUUGUGUGCAUAAUGUAUAUUGUUGAGGUGUGUAUGCACUGUACAUUGAAAGAAUCAUUAUUUUUUUAACAGACUGCAGAGAGAUUAAAGUUAAAGUUAUCCUCACCAAUUAUAAAUUUUACUUUUACUAUUUAUUUUGUUAUUUGCUUCUACCUUUGAUAAUUGUUAAGGGACUUUCCUGAGUCUUAUUUGUUUUUAAACCAAGACAUGAAUUGAAGCUUGGUGGGAUUAUGCAGCCUGCUGAGUUCAACAGUGUCAGAAGUUUUGUGAAGUUAGGCUAUAUCCUGCAACAGGCUGGUGGAAGCAACGUUCAUGUCUUCAGGUGCAGUCUCACCAGCGAUACCUCUAGUCUCCUCGUUACUAUCAUAUGAAGUGAAGAAGGGAAACAAAAGACUAAUAUUGUUUUAAGUUGUGUAUCUUAUUUCUGUCAUAGUACAUUUUACAUUUUAUGUGAAACUCAGUUUAAUAAUUCCACAUAGUAACUGUAUUUAUUUGAAAGGCAGGGAAUCUUUUAGUCCUUGUGUGCAAAUAGUGUCUUGAAAACAUUCCUCUAAAUCGUAGAUGGGAGUGUGAAUCUACAGGUAAUCACAAUGCUGUGAAGGAAACAAAAAGUCCUCCUCAAGCCAUGUAGAUUUUGGUGUUUUAUUUUCAAUAGAGUGCUGAUUUUUUUUUAAAGACAUUGUUUUUAUGUACAUUGUUGGCCAAUCAAGUUUUGGUUAAUUUUAUGUUGUUGUACCGGUUGUACCGGUAAAUAAAAGCUUACAAGACAGAAA
Messenger RNA from Thrips palmi, 2577 nucleotides. Its product is annotated as pseudouridine-5'-phosphatase-like. The record is from RefSeq and is a predicted model, not a curated record. The transcript is spliced from 4 exons. Lineage: Eukaryota; Metazoa; Arthropoda; Insecta; Thysanoptera; Thripidae. Gene Ontology annotation, molecular function: phosphatase activity. Bases 121 to 813 code for a protein of 230 amino acids.